GCCCCGCCCGGCCCGGCCGUUCCCGCCACCGCCCGGAGCCCCGCCCGGCUGCCUUCAGCGCCGCCGCCCUCGCUCGGUGCGGCCCGGCGGGCGGGAUGAAGCUGACGGACAACGUGCUGCGGAGCUUCCGCGUGGCUAAGGUCUUCCGCGAGAACUCGGACAAGAUCAACUGCUUCGACUUCAGCCCCAACGGCGAGACCGUCAUUUCCAGCAGCGACGAUGACUCCAUCGUUCUCUAUGACUGCCAGGAGGGCAAACCAAAGAGGACCCUGUACAGUAAGAAGUAUGGAGUGGACCUCAUCAGAUACACACAUGCUGCCAACACUGUCGUGUACAGCUCCAACAAAAUAGAUGACACAAUCCGAUACCUCUCCCUGCAUGACAACAAAUAUAUUCGGUAUUUCCCGGGGCACACAAAAAGAGUGGUUGCUCUUUCAAUGUCUCCAGUGGAUGAUACUUUUAUUUCUGGAUCUCUGGAUAAAACUAUUCGUCUUUGGGAUCUCCGCUCUCCAAAUUGCCAGGGUUUAAUGCAUCUCCAAGGGAAGCCAGUGUGUUCUUUUGACCCAGAAGGGUUGAUUUUUGCUGCUGGAGUCAAUUCUGAAAUGGUGAAGCUUUAUGAUCUCCGUUCUUUUGACAAGGGGCCAUUUGCUACGUUUAAGAUGCAAUAUGACCGAACGUGUGAGUGGACAGGCCUGAAGUUCAGCAAUGAUGGGAAACUCAUCCUCAUCUCCACGAACGGCGGCUUCAUUCGGCUGAUCGAUGCUUUCAAAGGAGCUGUCUUGCACACGUUUGGGGGUUAUAACAAUAGUAAGGCUGUCACGCUGGAGGCAUCAUUCACACCAGACUCUCAGUUCAUCAUGAUAGGUUCGGAGGAUGGGAAGAUCCAUGUUUGGAAUGGAGAAAGUGGGAUGAAGGUGGCUGUCCUAGACGGAAAACACACAGGUCCUAUAACCUGUCUGCAGUUCAAUCCAAAAUUCAUGACUUUUGCUAGUGCAUGUUCCAAUAUGGCCUUCUGGUUGCCAACUAUCGACGACUAAUUCCUGCACUGUGGCUGCUGUCGGAUGGCUCCAUACUGCUAACAGCAGCUCGUCAUUGCAAGCAUAGUUUUGGAAUUGCCUACAUCUCCUAGACUGUUCCUGUUCCUGCGUAUUUUCCAUGUCUUACCUUUAUCUACAGCAUUCCGUUGUGAGGACUGCUCCUUUUGGCCUCCUGGCACGCUCAAGAAGCAGUAUGCUACAGGUUCUUACCUUUCAGUCCAUGCCCAGCAGGCUUUAGCCCAAGAUGGAACUGACACAGUGUUGUUUCUUAGAGCCGUGAAUUCUGUUUUAUCUACAAAAUGUUUGUGGCAUUUUUUAAAGCUGUAAUUAUGUUUUCCUGCUGUAAAUGCACAAGGCUAUUGAUGUUCCAAUGUGGAGCGUGCAGUUCCUUUCCAUAAGUGCAUGUUUUUAACGUCUGGGAUCUCUGGUUUCACUGCAGUCCACAGAUGCAAAUACUUCUGUGCCAAAUGUGAACACUGACAAUUUUCAAUGGCAGAUGCUGGAUUCUCUUGCAGUGGAACAUGCACCAGAAGUGUGGGUAGCUGUGAAUGUACCUCAUACAUCUUGUCAUCAUUAUUUUUUUGGCAAUUUAGUGUGUAACUGCACAGGUUUCAUCCAGUGUCAGAGGUUGCCAAAGCCUCCCUGCUGUUUGCUGUGUCAACAUCCUGGAGGCACAGACAGCACUGCUGAGGUCCGGCCAGUGUCCCGAGCAAUAAAGGAGUCUGUCAGCAGAAGAUGGAGAAACCACAUGAGACUGAAAGCACAGUCUGCCUGUGUAUCUCCCUUAUGUACCAUUUUGGCUGAUCUUACUUGGCCACUCCAUACUGGCAAACCAUGCUGGAGCGUUUUCCUAAGGUCAGUUUCCUGAUGUUCCCCUGUUACAGCAAAGUUCACAUCAUGAUUCCCUGGAAGAGUAAAUGCCUUGUAGGACAGCUGUUUCUCUUUUGCUUUUUCUUGCAUUUUUUUUGUCUCCUCCCAGUCCUUGUCCAAGGAAAGGUGCUGUGCUAAGACCUGCGUAUGGGCACUGAGCAUUUCUGCGCUGCUGGUUCGAUUCAGGUUGCAGCAAUUGCCUGUGGCAGUGCAGGAGCACUGCCCACACAGGGCAGGCUCACACCAUGGUGCUCGAUCUAUGCUGUGGUUGUGGCUCUGCUGCUGCUGCCACACCAGGCAUUUCUAACCACAGGUCUGCAAUGUGAGUUUACCAUCCUCCAGCAGGGUGAUGGAUGCUUUCCCUCUGCCACACAGACCUGCUGCAGGAGAUGCAGAUGAGAGGUUCAUGCCACCCCUCUUCUGUGCUGUCCCACCGUUGCCUAUAAAUAAAACUGCCCCAUGCAAAGGGAGGUGGUUUUCUCGGGCCUCAGUCACUUUAACACAGCAGUGUUGCAUUUUAGGCUGUUUGGUGCUAUUUUACCUUCGUUGGUACUUGCAGUACUUUGUAAAAUAGAGAUAUUUGGGGUUUGUAGUGUGUUUUAACAGUCAAACUUCAGCGUCCAGUAGUAAAUUAUCUUUAAGGUUUUUCAAGUCUUUUGCCUGAGGAAGUGAACAGAUAGCCUCUGGCCAUAUUCCUUAUUACUUUUGACAGGGAAACAUUUGGAAGUCUUUUAUUCUAUAAAAGCUCUCUGUUAAUGUGGUUUUGAGCGCUUGUCUAGAGGUUGUUGUUCAGCUCUCUUCUGCUUGCAGUGUUGUAAAACGUGGUGUGUUGUGGCAUGGAAUGUUGAAGGAAAAGGGAACCAGAGGAGUGGUUUAGGAGGAUAAACACAAGCACAUCAGUGGCUUUCUGGAGUGAAUAGGGAUGUUCAGGCUCAUGCACAGCAGCACUAGUUCUCCGUUCAGGGUGGCAGCUGAGUGCCUUCGCAGGGUCCACUGCCACCCACGGAGGCAGAGACAUCUCUGUUGAUGUAGCAUGGAGUGCUUUCCAUCUGGCUUUAAAAGAGGGGAAUGUGCCAAGUGUUGUCAGAGAACAUGAGAAUUGUGUGUUUCAGACAGUUGGACAGGAAAGGUGAAUAAAGCUUUUAGCUUCUAUGUGCUUCUCUAGGAAUCCCAGGGCUGCAAUUCCUGUGCUUUUUAGGGCUGCCAGCUAAUGAGAAACAGAUCUGAUGAAAAACAGCCUUCCCAGGUCUGACAGUGGCCAAGCAGCAAACAGCAUUCCCCCUCCAAAUCCGACAUGUAAAUCCUCCCCAUGUUCUUUGGGAUGAAGUAAAGACCUUUCUUCAAAAUACGGGGAAAUGAGACUCAAGAGUCCAUCUUUAAGUAAGCAGUGUGGGGGCUGAGCACAUCUGCCUGGGCUGUAGGAGAUUUCAGGUGUAAUUCUCCAAGUCAGUCUUGAAAGAUUUUUAUUACUUUAUUGAAGCUCCCAGGUCCUGGAUUCGUGUCCCAAGUCCCUUUGUGCUUUGGAGGGUGCAGGAGUGAAAAAUUUGGAAACAGCAGGGUAUCUUUUUCCAAUGCCUCUUAGCUAUUUUAGCACUUUAAGAGACUUCACCUUGGUUUUGGGUCAGGGGCAGGAACCUGGUGAGCCUUUCAGAAACUGGUCUCUGGUUGUGAGCUGCUAUAGGGAGUUGGACUCCUCAGUGGUAUCUGCCAGUGAGUGUAAAUACAUAAAGUCAAAUUAUGCUUUGUCACAAAAUACUACCUAUGUGGAGAAUUCAAUGUUGUGGCUGUGACCAAUAAAUAUUUUGUAGAGAGACCA
Vidua macroura (Pin-tailed whydah) is the source of this 3723-nucleotide messenger RNA. It is a transcript of the gene WDR82, whose product is annotated as WD repeat domain 82. Gene Ontology annotation, cellular component: Set1C/COMPASS complex. Gene Ontology annotation, molecular function: protein binding; chromatin binding. Bases 96 to 1037 code for a protein of 313 amino acids. The record is from RefSeq and is a predicted model, not a curated record. The transcript is spliced from 10 exons. NCBI's taxonomy places the organism in Eukaryota, Metazoa, Chordata, Aves, Passeriformes, Viduidae.